AGUUUACAGCACCAGCCUUCGGCACUGACAGCACCGCCCUCUCUCUCGUCACUCCUUCAUUUUUCUCUUUUUAUUUCUCAGUCAUCAUCCAUCAUCACACUCCGCUCCCUCCUACGCGUCAUGCCGGCCAAGAAGAUCACGCACGCCACGGUGAAGCGCUCUGUCAACGCGAGUAAGGUUGUGUUGACGGAGUCGCUGCUGGCCACGGAUGCGGAGCGGCAUGCGACGUCCAAGUCCCUCUACGGGGACUCCGCCGCGCGCAUCUCGAGCAACAUCUACGCCAUCCACGACCACCAACGCCUGCGCGCUUACGAAAUCAUCUUCCGCAACGUGAAGGGCAAGACGGUGCUGCACCUGGGCUGUGGCAUGGGGCUGUACACGAUGUUAGCUGCACGUGGGAUGGCGAAGAUGGUGAUCGGCGUCGACAGCUCCGCCAUCGUCGACGCGGCGAGGGAGGUGGCGGCGCAGAACGGGCUGAAGAAUGUGCAGUUUAUUCGGGGCCGUCUCUGCGAGGUGCUACACCAGCUGCCGGCGGGCAUGAAGUUUGACUACGUCAUGUGUGAAUGGAUGGGGCCGCUGCUGCUGAAUGAGCGCGUGCUGACGGACGCGCUUUACGCGCGGGACCACCUGCUGGCGCCGAACGGGGCUCUGUGCCCGAACCGCGCCUCCCUGCACGUCGUCGCGGUGUCCGACUACGCGUUUCGCCUCGACACGGAGGACUUCUGGAGCAACGUGUACGGCUUCACGAUGGCGCCGAUGAAGGAGCUGGUGCGGCAGGAGGUGGAGAUGUGCACCAUCCCCGGGGCGAACAUCGUGUCCGCGCCGUGUCUGGCGCACACGGUGCACAUGGACAGCCUGCCAGGCCUGACGGCGGAGGAGACGGCCGCGUACGAAAGCGGUGCGACGCGGGCGGCGGAGCAGCAGCAGCAGCAAAAGGAGGGGGCUGCGGACGAGAACCCGAUCGAGCGCUCCUGGGUGCCCGCCGGCGUGGCGCAAACCGGCUACGAAGCUGCCUUCUCGCUGAACAUCACCCGCAGCUCGACGGUGCAUUACCUCACCUUCUACCUCGAUGCCGCCUUCACGAGCAAGACGAACCCCGGCGCGAACUUCGUCCUGGCGGUGCGGCCUGGCGGGGAGAACAAUUGGACAGAGGUCAGCGUCGGUCUGCGGGAGCCGCUGCCCGUGAACGCGGGCGAGAAGAUCACCGGCACGCUGCGCGUCCGCACGCCGAAUGAGAAGGGAGGUAAGGUGACGGUGGUGGAGGUGACGGCGCAGACGGAGGGGCAGGUGGCGGCAAUCGAGACAACGGGCACCUACUACUACCAAUCCUACUAG
Messenger RNA from Leptomonas pyrrhocoris, 1335 nucleotides. Its product is annotated as arginine N-methyltransferase. Lineage: Eukaryota; Euglenozoa; Kinetoplastea; Trypanosomatida; Trypanosomatidae. The record is from RefSeq and is a predicted model, not a curated record. The transcript has a single exon. Gene Ontology annotation, biological process: peptidyl-arginine methylation. Gene Ontology annotation, cellular component: nucleus. Bases 121 to 1335 code for a protein of 404 amino acids. Gene Ontology annotation, molecular function: protein-arginine N-methyltransferase activity.